Messenger RNA from Odontomachus brunneus, 2102 nucleotides. RefSeq lists its product as uncharacterized. The coding region runs from base 408 to 1616 and encodes 402 amino acids. NCBI's taxonomy places the organism in Eukaryota, Metazoa, Arthropoda, Insecta, Hymenoptera, Formicidae. The transcript has 5 exons. Gene Ontology annotation, cellular component: nucleus. Gene Ontology annotation, biological process: positive regulation of Notch signaling pathway. The record is from RefSeq and is a predicted model, not a curated record.
CCCGGGUAGGGAAUCUGAACGCACCCAUAAACGUGCAUUUGCAUUAUGCAACUGUGCAAUUUUAUUUGGAAAGACCUUUACGUUUUUUAUGUGUUCCUAACCUUAAUUUAGCUUGGAGGUUAGUUCGACAUUGAUCAGCAAAGUUCCGGUUUAAUCGCCGUGGCGUAUAGACGUGUUCGAAAUUUUCAAAGAAUAUAUCGAAGAGAUCAAAUAAAUAUUAUAACAACAUCACAAUCAACGAUGGAAUUCUUAAUUGAGUAAUGACGUUGGAGCUAUAACCUUUUGAGGUGUUUUUAAGCCAAUAUUAAAGGAAGGAAAGAAGGACAUUGAUCAGCUGAUAUUAUGUAUAAGUGAAAGGAACAGAAAAUAAAUAGAAAUUAAAUGUAAUUGCUAGAAUUUGUUGCAAAAUGGAUGUAAUUUGGAAUAAAUAUAAGUUACAGCAUCCGCCGUACUUAACUUGGUGUAUCAACAAAGAUGCAUUUGAUGUUAAGAAAUUUCUAGCUAUGAUUAAUAGAGCAAUCAGGGAGCUAGAAUCAAUAACUAUUCUUGAUCUGGAAGCUGCAUUUUUAAGUCGACUAAUUUAUCGUAUGAAGAACAAGUUUCGAAGUGAUAAAGGCUUAAAAAGUAUGGAGAAAGUAAAUAGAGCUCUACUUAACUACUUGAAUAUGGCUUUGGUUGAGAGUUAUAAAGAUUUGAAGUCUUACAUUCAUAUAGAAGAUAAAAUGCUCACUUUACCAAGUAGACAAUUAUUGGAAUAUGUACUUGUGAGAACACAAGGUUUUGCAAAACUUAUGGAAAGAAUAGAACAGGUUGCAAGAUACUCUGGACAUUUUCUCAAAACUAGAAUUGGAUUAGGUCAUGCAUGGAGCAUUACUUUAAUUGCUUAUGCCAAUGUUAGCAGGAUUUGGUUCUUGUCAAGACAAUUAAUUAGACAGUGUUGUGUAUGGUACAAGGAAUUAUAUCAAUAUGUAUCUAAGCUUCAGUAUGUUGGUUUACCUUGGAUUCCAGAGAAUCAAUCCUUGCCACAUGAUUUAGAACAAUGGCUUUCUAUAGAGUGGAUGCAUAAUGAAAAUAUACACACCUGUCAUAGUGAUAUCUGGGAUGAUACGAUAUUCAAACUACUUAGUAAAUAUUCGGCUGAAUGUACAGAUGAAAUAACUAUUAUUCCUCAAUAUAGUGAAACAUGUGAAUUGAUUGGUACAUCGCAAAAAGAUAUUUCGAUUCAUCAUAUAUCAGAAAAUAAAACUAUAUCACACAUAGAUAUGGAUGAUGUUGGAGAAGUGAUAAAUCGAGAAGCUUUCGAAGCAAGUCUGCCGAAGGUACAUGAACGUGACACUAAAACUUUCUCGAUAAAAAAACGCAAACGUGCCCAUAUCAGCGAUGAUGUGAGAACGAUGGAAGAAUUAAAAAAUAAGAGAAAGAAGAAAGGAACAAUAUUGAAAGACACAGUCGAGGUCAAAUUGAAUAGAUCGAAACGACGAAAGAAGCAUAAAGAAAAACUGUUCAGUAACGCAGAUAUCUACAAGACAGUUGUUGCGCCUAAUGUAAAGGUAACGAAUAAAAUGAAAAAACAAAAGAGAGAACUUAAAGAAAAAGGUAGGACAAAGAAAUUCUAAUCGUGUGUGUAAAUUUAUAAAUGUAUACUAUAUGCAUAAUGUAUAUAGUAUGUAUAUGUAUAUAAUUUAAAAAUCUUAUAGUUUUGUAUUAAAAAACAAAUUUCUACAGAUAUAAACAAUUGAAAUCGUAUUUCUAAUAAAAAUAUAAUUAUUUGUAUGCAUGUGUAUGCAUUUGUGUAUAUAUGCGUGCCUGUUGCCGUUUUACUCUUUCAGCGAGUUUAAAUAAUUGAAGAUAAUGUAAUAAUAUAUGCAUUUUAAGGUGACGAGACACCGAUAUAAAAUCGGGCGAAAGUAAAAAAAAAAGAGAAAUUUUUCUAUCGUAAUCAAAGAAUCGUAGCCAAAUGUAUAUGCUGCUACGUAACACCUUUAAUUUCACUUAAGCGGCAUCGACAAGCGAAUCAUUACAAAAGGCCGAGGAAAAAACAGAGGCGACAUCGGAAUGUCUUUAAUCGAACGGCGCGAAAUAAAAUAAGCAUUGAACGAUAA